AUGCUUUCAUGCCUUGGUUAUGUCAUUGGUCUUGGAAAUGUCUGGCGCUUUCCUUAUUUAGUUCAUAGAAACGGUGGAGGUGCUUUUUUCAUUCCAUACAUCAUCAUGCUGGUUUUUUGCGGUAUCCCCCUUGCAUACAUGGAAUUAGCAUAUGGACAAUAUGGUAGCCUCGGUCCAAUUACAGUGUGGAAAGCAGUACCAUUUUUCAAAGGUAUCUCUUUUCUCAUUCUUUGCCUGUAUCUUCUCUUUCUCUCCCUUAUCCCUUCCAAUAUGAUGAAGAUUAUCAAUUUUUUCUUUAGCUCAUCUCUCAGUAUCUUCUCAUUCUCUCCUUAUUUUUUGCCUUUGCUCUUUCUCAUUCUUUGCCUGUAUCUCAUUCUCUCCCUUAUCCCUUCCAAUAUGAUGAAGAUUAUCAAUUUUUUCUUCUCAUCUCUUUCUUUGCCUGUUCUCAUUUCAUUCUUUGCCUGUAUCAAUUUUUCUCUUUCUCAUUCUUUGCCUCUCUUCUCUCAUUCUUUGCCUGUAUCUUCUCUUUCUCUCCCUUAUCCCUUCCAAUAUGAUGAAGAUUAUCAAUUUUCUUCCACUUUAGCUCUUCUCUCAUUCUUUGCCUCUCUUCUCUCAUUCUUUGCCUACCCUCUCCCUUAUCCCUUCCAAUAUGAUGAAGAUUAUCAAUUUUCUUCCACUUUAGCUCUUCUCUCAUUCUUUGCCUCUCUUCUCUCAUUCUUUCAUCUUUCUCUUGCCAAUAUGAUGUAUUUUCUUCUUUUCUUCUCUCAUUUCUUUGCCUGUAUCUUCUCUUUCUCUCCUUAUUCCAAUAUGAUGAAGAUUAUCAAUUUUCUUCCACUUUAG
This is a messenger RNA of Acanthosepion pharaonis, 840 nucleotides long. NCBI's taxonomy places the organism in Eukaryota, Metazoa, Mollusca, Cephalopoda, Sepiida, Sepiidae. The record is from the annotation of a GenBank genome assembly.